UCACCGGCAGCGGACGCCCCGCGGCGCCGUGAUCAUCGUGCCCCAGGCCGCCCGCCCAGCUAUAUUUAACGGCCUCCGUGGCCAUAAAAGGUCGGGAAGGUGGCAUCCACAUUCCGCCGAGAGCCAGCAUUAUUUUUGUUUCGCGGUCGGCAUCCCCGUCCGCCGAUUUGGCAGGCUCUCACCGCCCGCUUUCCAGCGUUUGGAGUCGAUCUUCUCUCUGACAUCUUUCUGCCCACGGGGAACACGUUGUCACAGGGUUGCCGGAGACUCGGGACGGCGCAGGAUGUCGGGAUCCCUGCCUUUCUACCAGAAACAUCACCGCCACUAUGACCGCGCUUACCGCAGCAAGGAGCUGCAGUCCGCGGUUAGCCAGUACCGCCAGUCCAGCAGUUACGCGGCGCAGAGUAGCGCAAGCAGCAUCAGCAGCAGAGGACUGAGGGCCUCUGGGUACUCUGGGGUUGAGGAGGAGAGCAGAUCGAGCCCCAUUGUCAAGAGAGCCAAGCCCACGUACCUGGCCGUGGACAAAGAGAAUCAGAUCAUCGGCUACGUCGUUCCCGUCUUUAGAGGCAGUCAGGAGUUUGCCAGCGGCUUGUCCGACACGGAGGAGGCACGAGUGAAGGAGAGCGCUGGCCACCUGGCUCGCAGGAGCCUGUUCGCCAGCAAAAUGGAGGCUGAGAGGGUGGAGCAAACCUCCAGGCGCUAUGCCAUGAGGGAGUCUGCCGAACGCAUCUCUUUGAGCAAGAAGAUCUACGAGAACGAGGAACAUCACCGGCAGAUGAAUGAGGACAGCCUGCAGCACGCUCCGGAGUUCGUGAUCAAGCCGCGCUCCCACACCGUGUGGGAGAAGCAGUGCGUGAGGCUGCACUGCACCGUGACUGGCUGGCCGGAGCCGCGUGUUGUCUGGUACAAAAACAAUGUCACUAUCGAUCCGCUCGCACAUGCGGGCAAGUAUAAGAUCGAGAGCAGCUACAACGUCCACUCACUGGAGGUUAACAGAUGUGAUUUCGAUGACACCGCGCAGUAUCGCGUGUCCGCCAUGAACUCCAAGGGGGAGCUCUCUGCCUUCGCCUCCAUCGUGGUGAAGAGGUUCAAAGGAGAAAUAGACGAGUCUCUCCCAGCUCCCAGACAGCCCGGCUUCUGCUCUGAGUACGGCAUCACCUUUGAGACGCAUAUCGUGGAGACGUUCGACGUGUCGUUUGGCCGUGAGGGCGAGACCAUGAGUCUGGGCUGCACCGUCAUCAUCUAUCCCACAAUCCAGCGCUACCAGCCUGAAGUGCAGUGGUACCGGGACGGCGUCCUGCUGGAGCCGUCCAAGUGGGCGCACAUGCACUGGAGCGGGAACCGCGCCACCCUCACCCUCACGCACCUGAACAAGGAGGACGAGGGCCUGUACACCCUGCGGGUCUCCACCAAGUCGGGCUACGAGACGCACUCUGCCUACGUGUUUGUCAGAGACGCGGACGCUGAGCUCCAAGGAGCCCCCACAGCCCCCCUGGACGCGGUGUGUCAGGAUGCCAACAAGGAUUACGUCAUAGUGACAUGGAAGCAGCCGGCUGUGGACGGAGGGAGCCCCAUUCUCGGCUACUUCGUGGACAGAUGUGAGGUGGGCACCACACACUGGAUCCAGUGUAAUGACACUCCGGUAAAAUUUGCCCGGUUCCCUGUGACGGGCCUGGUGGAGGGGCGCUCCUAUGUCUUCCGGGUACGCGCCGUCAACAAGUCGGGCAUGAGCCACCCGUCCCGGGCCUCGGAGCCCAUUGCCGCCAUGGAUCCCGCUGACCGCGCCCGUAUGAAGGGUCAUACCACGGCUCCUUGGACUGGACAGAUCAUUGUCACAGAGGAAGAACCUGUAGAGGGUGUGGUGCCAGGAAAACCCCAGGAUUUGGUUGUAACUGAGGCUACUAAGAACUAUGUGGUCUUGAGCUGGAAGCCUCCUGGACAGAGAGGGCAUGAGGGCAUCAUGUACUAUGUGGAAAAGUGUGUGGCUGGCACAGACAGUUGGCAGAGGGUCAAUACUGAAAUCCCGGUCAAGUCUCCCCGCUUCGCCCUCUUUGACCUCUCGGAGGGCAAGUCCUACCGCUUCCGUGUGCGCUGCUCCAACUCGGCCGGAGUCGGGGAGCCGUCUGAACCCACCGAGGCCACCGUGGUUGGUGAUAAGCUGGACAUCCCCUCGUCUCCGGGUCGCGUGGUGCCCACAAGGAACACGGACACGUCGGUAGUGGUUUCCUGGGAGGCGUCUAAGGAUGCUAAGGAGCUGGUGGGCUACUACAUUGAGGCCACGGUGGUUGGCAAGGAUGCUUGGCAGCCGUGCAACAACAAGCCAGUGAAAGGCACCAGGUUCGUGUGCCAUGGCCUCACCACUGGAGACAGCUAUACAUUCAGGGUGCGGGCUCUGAAUGCCGCCGGGCUCAGCGGGUUCUCACAGGAAUCCGAAGCCAUCGAAGUCAAAGCUGCCAUCGCAUCCCCGGCGCCCCCUUAUGGCAUCUGCUUGCUGGAGAGCGUCCGGGACUCCAUGGUACUUGGCUGGAAGCAGCCGACCUUCAUCGGUGGGGCCGAAGUCACCGGCUACUUCGUGGACUACCGGGAGAUGGUGGCAGGAGUGCCGGGCAGGUGGCACGAGGCGAACAUCAAGGCCAUCAGCGACAGAGCCUACAGGGUGACGGACCUGAAGGAGAACAAGCUGUACCAGUUCCAGGUGCGUGCAGGCAACAUGGCGGGAGUGGGAAGCCCCUCUAAACCCAGCGAGACGUUCAGGUGUGAGGAGUGGACCAUCGCUAUUCCAGGACCGCCCCAUGACCUCCGGUUGUCGGAGGUGCGCAAGGACUCCCUGGUGUUGCAGUGGAGGCCGCCGGUGUACCAGGGUCGCGACCCCGUUAACGGCUUCUACAUUGACAUCAAGGAGACUGAGGCCUCCGAGGAGGCGUGGAGAGGCGUCAACGAGAAGGCGACUAACAAGACGUACAUGAAGAUCAAGGAGCUUAAGGAGGGGGUGUCCUACGUGUACCGGGUGCGUGCCCAGAACAAGGCUGGUGUGGGCAAGGCCUCCCAGGCCACGGAGCCCAUCCUGGCCCAGACGCGCCCAGGCAUCCAGGAGAUCGUCGUGGAAGUGGAUGAUGAAGGCGUGAUCUCGAUGAAUUUCGAGUGCUCUGAGAUGACGCAGGACUCAAAGUUUGUGUGGUCCAAAGAUUAUGAGGAAAUCAAAGAUUUUGCUCGCCUAAACAUGGAGACCAAGGGGGGAAAGUCAAAGGUCACCUUUAAGACCCCAGACCAGGAAGACCUGGGCAUCUACUCCUGCAUGGUAACACACACAGAUGGUGUCUCUGCCAGCUACACCUUGACCGAGGAGGGCUUGAAGGAGCUCCUACAGAUUAGCCAUGAUCAUAAGUUUCCCAUUAUCCCCCUGAAGUCGGACCUGGCCGUGGAGCUGCUGGAGAAGGGCAGGGUUCGCUUCUGGCUCCAGGCUGAAAAGAUCUCCGCCAACGGAAAGGUGGACUACGUGUUCAACGACAACAUCCUGAGUCAGGGAGAGAAAUACAAGAUGAACUUCGACAAGAACACAGGAGUCAUCGAGAUGUUCAUGGAAUCGCUGGAGGCCAAGGAUGAGGGGACAUACACCUUCCAGAUGAAGGAUGGGAAGGCCACCAACCAGUCCAGCCUGGUGUUGAUUGGCGAUGUAUUUGAUAACCUCCGAAAGGAAUCAGAGUUCCAGAGGAAGGAGUGGACCAGAAAACAGGGCCCCCACUUUGUGGAGUACCUCAGUUAUGAGGUCACCCCAAACUGCGUGGUGGUGUUGAAGUGUAAGGUGGGGAAUAUUAAGAAGGAGACUGUGGUCAUUUGGCAUAAAGACGACCGGGAGGUGAAAGUGGACGACAAACUCUCCUUCACCGAGGGUGUGCUGACCCUGGAGAUCUCCCAGCUGAGUACCACUAAAGCCCCGGACACGGAGGGAACUAUUUCGAAGAAAGAUGCCGGCAUCUACCAAGUGACCGUGAAGGAUGACCGAGGAAAAGACACCUCUGUGCUGAAACUUGUCGACCAAGGUUUCAAGGACUUGAUGAACCAGGUGUUCAGUGUUAUCGCCAACUCAUCCACACCGCUGAAGAUUCAGAGCACAGAGGAGGGAGUGCGACUCUACUCCUUCGUCAACUACUACAACGACGAGCUUCACGUCACCUGGCACCACAAGGACUCCGCCAUCACCUUCACAGACCGGAUCAAGAGCGGCGUGGUGGGGGAGCAGCUCUGGCUGCAGAUCACCGAGCCCACAGAGAAGGACAAGGGCAAGUACGCCAUCGAGUUCUUCGAUGGCAAAGGCGGCCUCCGCAGGAGCGUGGAUCUGUCCGGCCAAGCGUUUGAUGACGCCUAUGCGGAAUUUCAGAGGCUGAAGGCUGCCGCCAUUGCAGAGAGAAACCGAGCCCGUGUGGCGGGAGGACUGCCCGAUGUGGUCACUAUCCAGGAGGGCAAGGCCCUGAACCUCACCUGCAACAUCUCCGGCGACCCGGUACCUGAGGUCACCUGGCUGAAGAACGAGCGCGAGCUGGUGUCGGACGACCACUACAUCCUGAAGUUCGAGUCGGGCAAGUUCGCCAGCUUCACCAUCACCACGGUGAACACGUCCGACUCGGGCAAGUACAGCAUCCUGGUGAAGAACAAGUACGGCACGGAGAGCGGAGACUUCACCGUAAGUGUCUUCAUCCCCGACAGUGAGGGGCAAGGCAAGGCCACCAGGAAGGAGAAGAAAUAGACAAAAGAGCAGCUACCGUAUCUAGGAAAACGAAAAAACACUUGCGCAAAAUGAAUCGAUUAAAAGAUUAGCGGUGGUUUACGCAGGUUUGUACGUGUGCACUUUCCUCCCCGAGGAUACCUUGUAGAACUUCUCACAGUUAAUGAGCUGGGAGUAACAAAUGUUUUUUAACAGCAGUAGCGAAUAGCGUUUACCCAGAUUACGUAGGAGCAGGAGUUUCCGAACAUUCUGACACUGUCCACUCCUGAAGCUCUAAAGACUUUCAUAGUACCAUUUGUCCGUUUGCACCCUGCAACCUUCAGUUUAAAAAAAACAACAGUUACUAUAAAGCUCUUCCUGAUUUGGUGGUGAGUGAUCUACUCAAGAGAUGAGAAGGUACUUGCAUCAUCCUUGUAUACCAGCUGUCCUGCUACAUUUUUGUGAUCUGUCCAAAAAAAUGUCACGCCAUUCUGUCUGUUUCCUCGUCUUGUCAGAAACAGUUCUGUUUGUCAGUUCUGCAGUGAUACAGCCAGGGUGUUUUUGUGUGUGUUUGUUCUCCAGCUUUAUGCUGGGAAAUGGAAACGGGAUUUUGAAACAGUGGGUUUCCCUUGCCUUCCCCCCCGGAGCUCUGUCUCAGCCAAAACAGACGACUUCUGUCUGGCUUCAGACUGACCGAUCGAUCGGUGUCCUCCGUCACUGACUUAGCAUUGUUUAUUUUAAAGACCAGUGGGUGCAUUUGUUUGACGUAAAAAAAACAAAACAAAAAAACUAAGCUAUGUAGACAGACUGAAUUGCUGUUUGUUGACAUGGGUCCUGUGUCACAUAGUCACAUAAACAGUGAUUGCGUGCUGUCAGAUGAUCCUCCAUGCAGACCACAUGCCCGUACCUGUUGAUCCAUUAGACCCAACGCUGAAUUUAACUUCUAUAAUAAUAAUGCAAGCCAGCAGAGAAGAGAAAUGGGAGAGCACAGGAAUGUAGAGGUGGUGCAGCCCUCUGUAAUCGAAGCAGCCCCCCCCCCCAGUGUUUGCUGGGGGCCCAUAUUGGGGUGCAGACCUUGCUUUUCUCCUGAGUAAUGGGUGAUUGACAGAAAUAUGCAUGGGGAAACUGUGCAUCAUUGUGCGCGCGUGUGCCUGUGUGUGUGUGUGUGUGUGUGCGUGCGUGUUCUCUCUACUACAUUGACUGUUUCUGAAUAUCACCAGUGUGUUACCUCACACUGCACACUCCACUUCCACCCCCCCACCCCAUACCAAUCCAGUGGACUAAUAAAGUAAAGCGAAGUGCC
Molecule: messenger RNA, 6005 nt
Organism: Paramormyrops kingsleyae
Lineage: Eukaryota; Metazoa; Chordata; Actinopteri; Osteoglossiformes; Mormyridae
Gene: myom1b
Product: myomesin 1b
Biological process (GO): sarcomere organization
Cellular component (GO): M band
Molecular function (GO): protein binding
Source: RefSeq, a predicted model, not a curated record